This is a messenger RNA of Scylla paramamosain (green mud crab), 1617 nucleotides long. Its product is annotated as endoplasmic reticulum-Golgi intermediate compartment protein 1-like. The coding region runs from base 110 to 970 and encodes 286 amino acids. The transcript has 8 exons. NCBI's taxonomy places the organism in Eukaryota, Metazoa, Arthropoda, Malacostraca, Decapoda, Portunidae. The record is from RefSeq and is a predicted model, not a curated record.
AUAAGAGGUAGACAGGUGGCGGUGAAGCUAGAGGCGCCUUCCCGCGUGUGGUCGUGGCAGUAAACAUACACCAGCUGACCCGAAGUUCACUGACAGCCGUCAUUCCAACAUGGGCUUCUUCAGCUUUGACGUGCGAAGGUUUGACAUCUACCGGAAGGUCCCCAAGGACCUGACACAGCCCACAGUAACCGGUGCAGUGAUCAGCAUUUUAUGUGUUGCUUUCAUCCUGCUGCUGCUGUUCCUGGAGUUCUUCCAUUUCUUGUCUGGUGAGCUUGUCCAGGAAUUACAUGUUGAUAACCCUGGAGAGACAACAGAGAGAAUUCCAGUAUACAUUAAAGUGGAGUUGCCCCGUCUGAAGUGUGAAUAUAUUGGUUUGGAUAUUCAGGAUGACCUUGGCCGUCAUGAAGUUGGGUUUGUGGAAAACACAAACAAAAAUCCCAUUGGUGAAAAAGGGUGCAUGUUUGAAGCAAACUUCUUCAUAAACAAGGUACCAGGGAAUUUCCACGUGUCGACACACUCAGCAGACCGACAACCCGACGAGAUUGACUUUGCUCAUGUAAUUCAUGAGUUGCGGUUUGGAAAGAAACUCAGCCACCCAGACAUUGUGGGAAAAUUUAAUCCUCUUCACCAACGCUCCAAGCUUGAUGGGAAUUCCUUGGAGUCUCAUGAUUAUGUUAUGAAAGUUGUGCCAACCAUUCAUGAGGAUGCUAUUGCCUACCAGUACACACAUGCCUACAGGAGUUAUAUUUCCUUUGGUCAUGGUGGUCGUGUGGUACCAGCUUUGUGGUUCAAAUAUGAUCUCACCCCCAUCACAGUCAAAUAUCUCAGGAAGAGACAACCCUUCUACUCCUUCAUCACUAAGACAUGUGCAAUCAUUGGAGGAACCUUCACAGUAGCUGGCAUACUUGACUCUCUAGUCUUCUCAGCUUGGCAGAUUAUCAAGAAAAUAGAGAUUGGAAAACAGAGCUGAAUCUUUUUUUUUUACAUAGCACAUGUACAUCUGAUAUGAGUGUAAGUAUGAAUGCUUAUUUUCAAUUCUUUUUUACUAAACUUUAUUGAAUUUGUAUGUUUGACCUCUCAUGUUUAAUAUUAAAGAUGUUAUCUCCAGAUAUAAAUUGUUGUAGCAUAAUGUUAAGAAAAUUCUCAUUAGUCCCAACUCACAAAUAGUAAUGAUUCCCAACAAGGAUGACCAUCAUAGUAUAAUCCUAAGGAUCUCCAUGUAUGAAAGUCUUCCCUUACUUGGUAUUUGUGUUCAUGUGGAGAACCUUUUAAAGGGUUGUGAUGGUUAGGAAAGACCAGUUUGUUAUGUUUAUUUCUUAUCAACUCUUACUUUUUUACACAAAGACAACUUGUUACAUGAAGGAAGGGAGGUUUUUAGUGGGAUAUCAUUGGUAUUAUUCACCAUGGCAUUGUAGUGGCUCUCUGCUAGACUUAAUUAACUCAGUUGUUCAUUUCAGUCAUGAUGGAACAACAACCAAAAGAAUGUUUAUUCUACAUUAAAUCCUUCACAACUUUCUCUCUCUCUCUCUCUCUCUCUCUCUCUCUCUCUCUCUCUCUCUCUCUCUCUCUCUCUCUCUCUCUCUCUCUCUCUCUCUCUCUCUCUCUCUCUCUCUCUCU